Hydra vulgaris (swiftwater hydra) is the source of this 1252-nucleotide messenger RNA. RefSeq lists its product as uncharacterized. Lineage: Eukaryota; Metazoa; Cnidaria; Hydrozoa; Anthoathecata; Hydridae. The record is from RefSeq and is a predicted model, not a curated record.
AUGCUUAUAUUGAUCCCACCAAACUGUACCCAUUUCAUGCAGCCUUUGGACGUAGGAUUGUUUGGCCCUAUGAAAAAUGAAUGGGCUAAGUGUGUGAAUAGGUUCAGGGCUGCCAACCCAAAUGAAUACGUUACCAAAGAGUCCUUUGCAGGAAUGUUCCUGCCAGUGUACACAAGGGUCAUGAUUAGAGAGAAAAUAGUAAAAUCCUUUAAAAAAUGUGGCAUACAGCCAUUUGAUCAAGACGCUCCUGAUUAUACCAAGCUCACUCUUGAAGAAGCCCACUCCGGAGACAGUCGAAUAUUUGAAGGAGUGCUUCAAGACGGUCGUGUUGAAGCUUCCACUCAAGUUGAAAAUUUUUUUCAUGUCAAUGUUGCGACACAGACAUCCUCUGACAUCAUCUUGUCUGGUAACACAAGUACAAGCACGAUGGAAGGACUGGGAGCAGGCCCAAACAUUCACCUGAUAACAAAAUCAUUUGAUGACUUUGUCAUCGAUUCGCCACGAUUUGAUUCACUCAGAAUGGUGAAGAGGCAAAAUUGGUUCCAAUAUGUCUUUGAUCGAAAUCAUCGGCAAGAGGAUGCACCAGCUGUUGAUUCCCUUGUUGUUUCCCUUGUUCAUUCACCUAGUAUUCAUUCUAGUUCAGAUGCACAGUGUUCCUCAAUGUCAGCCCCUCCAAACAGGACUAGGCCUAUGUUGGUAGAACCUCAAAGACAAGCAAGACCACCUGCGAUUAGUCCUGCUCUUAAAAAUCAUAAGUGGUUCCCUUCUCCAAAAAAAGCUAUCGGAAAGGUUCGUACAGUGGCUCAAGAACUUCAUGCCACAUCUGUAGUGACUUCAGAUAAAGUUGUCUCGAUGCUAGAAGGUAUUAGGCUUGAAAAAAAAAAACAAGAACAAGCAAAAGAGGAGAGAAAAACGAAGCGCUUAGUUGCUGAAUUAGCUAAACGCAACAAGCCAAGUGUUCCAGCUAAAAGAAAGUUGCUGCCAGCAACAAAAAUGGCAAAGAAGAAACCAAAAAAAUUUUCCAUUACAUAAAAAAAUUAUUCAACAAUUAUUUAAAUAUAUUUUUAAUACCAAAUAACUAAAAAAAAGAACUCAUUUUUUAAAAAGUCUGAGGGUGGCGAACACUGGAACAGGUUCAAAAAAUUGCCUGGCGAACACGGGGACCGUUCCAGUGUCCGCCACUUUCAACUUUCGGGGGCUAUAGCCCCCUUAUUAAUUAUCGGAGGUCAUUCGUUCUAAGUACAGCGUAUAG